AUGGAGGCUCAAAGUACUAUAAGACCAGCUCCUGGAGCUGGGGUUGAGGAGAUCAAUCCGGCUCCCAUCAAGCGUUCCAGCUUUGUUUUGCCGACUGUGUCUAAAGUAUUGUCUGACCUGCCUCAGUCUUCCUCAUCAUUGUCUGACCGAGGCUCUGAACCGUGCAGCUUGCAAGAUCAACAGAAGAUGUUUCGAGCUCUACGGUCGAUCAUUGAAAACGCCGAGGCCGUGUCAGAACCGGCAAAUAGCUUCGAUCUGAAAGAACUUCAUGCUUCUUUGGAACAGGCCGAUGAGGAUGCUCGUCGGGGCCGAAGAGAUCCAGAGACUUUGCAAAGUGUACUGGAGAUACUUCACAAGCUUUGGACGUCGGACUCUGAAUACCUUGCUCUAGUAGCAGAGAUUCUGGCUAAUGGAAGCCGCGACGCUUCAUGGCGGGUACCAAUCGGGCGAUCUGGAAUCCUGAAGUUCUUCUUGGAUCUUGUAUCGUCCACUUUGAAGGUGGAUAUCAAGCUGCUGCUGCAUUCAUUGCGGUUGAUUGGGAAUUCAUGCGCGGAUACGAAUGAGAAUCGGCAAAUUGUUGUCGACGGGAGGUACACUUCUGCUAUCAUCGGACAUUUCCUCAACCCUGAACUGGUUCACGUGGCGAUUCCUGUCAUAUACAACAUUUGCAUGGACUUCGAGCCUGCGCACGCUCAAAUAGCUGAAAAUCGAGCGGCUUACAUUAUUCUGAAGCUUUUGUACGACGGAGGCCUCCGAGACAACAGCGCUCUUCUCAGUUUCUCAUUUGACUUGGUGGAGCUGGCGUCAGAGCAAGCGCAAGGUAUUGCAAACUCACCUGAUGGAACAAUCUGGCUCCUUGCACACCUCGCGCUGGAGGAAAAUGAAUUCGAACACUUUUCAUCGUUGGCCAACAGCCUGUCGGCUUAUUUGGCCACCGAGCAGUUUCAAGGAGUCUGCAUCUCGCACGGAAUGGUUGAAGAGGUCCUCGGUGUUCUUCGUCAUUCCUUCGAAAUCAGCCUCGAUGAAUCAUCGGCUGACGAAGUCUCAGCCAUGGCACAAACCCGGCUCAAGAUCAAUCAAGCACUUGCAGAAGUCUCAGCGGCAUCGUCUUUUGCUGAGAAAUAUCCUCUCAGCUCAAGCAUAGCGCAGACUUUGAAGUCCUGGGUCACAGUCGACGAGGAGCAGCUUCAAAUCUGUGCGUGCGUCAUAAUGGGUAAUAUUGCUCGAUCCGACGAGGUCUGCCAGGUAAUGGUGCGAGAUCUGAAAAUCCACGAACAGCUGAUUGCCGUGCUCCAAAACGGCUCUCGCGGCGCCGUUCUCCAUGCCGCGCUGGGCUUUCUGAAGAAUCUUGCAAUUGCGGGCGACAAUCGGGUGAGUCUGGCAGAGGCCGGGAUUAUUCCGGCCGUCUCCCGUCUGUGGGCGUUCGAUUCUGUUCCCCAAGUUCAGUUUUCCGCUGCGACUAUCGCACGCCAGGUGACCAUUGCCUCGAUGGACAACAUCUCACUCUUGCUUGCUCCUUUAUCGGAGGACCCGGACUCUCCCGCCAGCAAGCGAACAUAUCUCUCCCUCCUACUAUCAUUGUUCGAAAAGACAGACUCCGCACCUAUCAAGACAGAAAUCGGACGAACCGUUGCGUCUAUCUGUCGGACCAUCUCUCCCAAGGCCCGAGAUGGCGACCAGACCGCGAAGCUAUUGCAGGAGAAAUUGUUCUCCUUACACGAGGGCGUGGCUCGGCCAAUCGGGGCAAUGAUUACCCAGACUCAAUGGCCCGUGGUGAGAGGUGAAGGCUGGUUCGCGCUUGCUCUCAUGGCCAACAAUGCAUUGGGCUGUAGGGCCGUAGUCGAUUGUUUGCACAAUGAGGAGGUCGCGGCCCUUUUGAAGUCAACUCUGACAGGAACUGCAACAAUUUCAUCGACUCCCUCGGAAUCCACAGAGACAUCGAACUCUGUGGCCGUGGAUGAAGCUCAGGCGUUGAAAGAUCGCGAUAAUGCAUUCGUGCUUGUGCAAGAACUUCUUAAGAAUGAGGCCGGUGCACUUCCAGCAAGCUAUCGGGAGCUGAUGGAAGAUCUUGCGAAAAGCAGCCAAAUCCGGAAAUGA
This is a messenger RNA of Penicillium diatomitis, 2097 nucleotides long. RefSeq lists its product as uncharacterized. Gene Ontology annotation, cellular component: cytosol. Bases 1 to 2097 code for a protein of 698 amino acids. NCBI's taxonomy places the organism in Eukaryota, Fungi, Ascomycota, Eurotiomycetes, Eurotiales, Aspergillaceae. The transcript is spliced from 6 exons. Gene Ontology annotation, biological process: positive regulation of GTPase activity. The record is from RefSeq and is a predicted model, not a curated record. Gene Ontology annotation, molecular function: guanyl-nucleotide exchange factor activity.